This is a messenger RNA of Talpa occidentalis (Iberian mole), 2265 nucleotides long. It is a transcript of the gene TMC8, whose product is annotated as transmembrane channel like 8. Gene Ontology annotation, cellular component: plasma membrane. The record is from RefSeq and is a predicted model, not a curated record. Lineage: Eukaryota; Metazoa; Chordata; Mammalia; Eulipotyphla; Talpidae. Gene Ontology annotation, molecular function: mechanosensitive monoatomic ion channel activity.
AUGGGGCCCAGCCCAGGCCACUAUCGGCCCUCGGGGCCCAGCCAAGGCUCCUGCAACCGGCAGAUAAGGACCCUGGCCCCACAUAUCCGGUGCUGCCCAGCGCACCCCGCGGCGGAGAUGCUGCGGCGGCGGGCGGCGGAGCCGGGCCCGGGGGAGCCGGACCCCGCGGCCGAGCCGGACCCCGCGGCCGAGCCGGAGCCGCCGGGGGAGGCGGAGCUGCGGCGACUGUGCGCCUCGCGGGCCCCGGCGCGCGCGCUGCCCUACGCCCUGGCGGACCGGCGCCUGCUGCGGCAGCUGCGGGCGCCCGCGGGCGCGGGGCGUCGGGGGGCCGCGGGCCGGCGGCUGCGGGAGGCGGCGCGCGCGCUGGCGCGGGGCUGCGGGCUCUGGGAGGCGGCGCUGGCCGAGAUCGGGGGCCUCUUCGGCACCGGGAUCCAGUCCUACUUCACCUUCCUGCGCUUCCUGCUGCUGCUCAACCUGCUGACCCUGCUGCUGACCACCGGCGUCGUCCUGCUGCCCCUGCUCUGGCUCGGCCCCCCGGACCCCCGCCCCGCCUUCAACCUGACCGCCCAGUGCCCCAGCGGCCACCAGCCCCAGGCUGGAGCCCCGAAGUUCCACAACCCGCUCUGGAGCGUCUUAACUGGCAGGGCCUUCAACGACACCUACCUCUUCUACGGCACCUACCGGGCAGGGCCCGAGGGCAGCUCGGCCUACAGCAUCCGCCUGGCCUACCUGCUGAGCCCGCUGGCCUGCCUGCUCCUCUGCUUCUGCGGGACGCUCCAGCGGAUGGUGAAGGGGCUGCCGCAGAAGCUGUUCCUGGGCCAGGACUACAGGUCGCCCCUCAGCGCCAAGGUCUUCUCCUCCUGGGACUUCUGCAUCCACGGCCGGGAAGCGGCCGCCAUCAAGAAGUACGAGAUCAGCCACGAGCUAAGGGUGGCCCUGCAGGAGCGGCGGCACUUGGCGCUGGUGCGGCAGCAGUCCCGGGCCCGGCGGGCCUGCCUCCUGCUCAGCUACCUGCGGGUCAACGUCCUCAUCGCGGCCCUGGUGGCCGGGGCCAUCAGCGCCAUCUUCUGGGCCACCAAGUACUCGCAGGACAAUAAGGAGGAGCCGCUGCUCCAGUACCUGCCCCCGGGGGUCAUCGCCCUGGUUAACUUCCUGGGCCCCCGGCUGUUCGUGUUCCUGGUCCAGCUGGAGAAAUAUCCCCCCAACACCGAGGUCAACCUGGCCCUGGUCUGGUGCGUGGUGCUGAAGCUGGCCAGCCUGGGCAUGUUCUCCUUCUCGCUGGGCCAGACCGUGCUGUGCGUCGGCAGGAACGGGACCGGCUGCGAGCCCUUCGGCUACGACGCCUGCGAGUACCAGUGCUGGGAGAACGCGGUGGGGGAGGAGCUGUACAAGCUGAGCACCUUCAACUUCCUGCUCACCGUGGCCUUCACCUUCCUCGUCAGCCUGCCCAGGAGGCUGCUGGUGGAGCGGUUCUCGGGCCGGUUCUGGGUCUGGCUAGACCGGGAGGAGUUCUUGGUGCCCAAGAACGUGCUGGACAUCGUGGCGGGACAGACGGUCACCUGGAUGGGCCUCUUCUACUGCCCCCUGCUGCCGCUGCUCAACAGCGUCUUCAUCUUCCUCACUUUCUACCUCAAGAAGUACACGCUCCUCAGGAACUCCAGGGCGUCCUCCAGGCGAUUCCGAGCCUCCAGCUCCACCUUCUUCUUCCAGCUGGUGCUCCUCCUCGGCCUGCUUCUGGCCGCCUUGCCCCUGGGCUACGUGGUCAGCAGCAUCCACUCCUCCUGGGACUGCGGCCUCUUCACCAACUACUGCCCCUGGCAGGUGGUCCCCGAGCUGGUGGCCCUCCGGCUGCCCCCCGCGGGCCAGCUCGUCCUCCACUACCUCAGCUCCCACGCCUUCAGCUUCCCCCUGCUCAUCAUGCUCAGCCUCGUGCUGACCGCGAGCGUGUCCCAGGCCCGGGCCGGCGCGAGGGCCGUGCAGCAGCUCCGCAGGCAGCUGGCGUGGCAGGUCCAGGAGAAGUGGCACCUGGUGGACGACCUGUCGCGGCUGCUGCCCGAGCAGUGUCCCGGCGACUCCCUGGGGCCCGGGUCCCCUCGCCGCCGAGCUUCGCGCCCCCUGUCCCUCUGCCCCGGGUUCCCGUGCCCCGGCUCCCCAGGGCCCAGGCCCCCCAGCCCCGGACCUUCCCUGCGCUCCCCGGGCCCCGGGCCGCAGGAUGCCCCUGAGCCCAGCUGGAGAUUCCGCUUCCCCAGCGGCUCGGAGCAGUAG